Messenger RNA from Juglans microcarpa x Juglans regia, 940 nucleotides. RefSeq lists its product as uncharacterized. The record is from RefSeq and is a predicted model, not a curated record. NCBI's taxonomy places the organism in Eukaryota, Viridiplantae, Streptophyta, Magnoliopsida, Fagales, Juglandaceae. The transcript has a single exon. The coding region runs from base 203 to 799 and encodes 198 amino acids.
CUGUCUGCCCCCCCAACCGUAGGCCUGAGUGUGUACAUAAAAACCACUCUAUAAGACAAAAUUUGAAGAAUCUUAAUAAAAUCUACGACUUUCUGGGCCUCUGCCUUAUAAACAACCCCAACGCAGUGUUCAGACACACUUCCUUGGACCUUAGUCCUUCAUCGACUCUCGCUCAGUUACGGAUCCUAGUGCUUCGGGAGCUAUGAGCAAGCCCCAGAGACCGCGCUCCGGCCGUACAAAUCUUGCUUCGUGCAUAGUCGCCACUAUUUUCUUGAUCUUUGUCGUCAUCAUCGUCCUCAUCGUCUACUUCACUGUCUUCAAGCCCCACGACCCCAAGAUCUCCGUUAUCGCUGUCCAGCUCCCCUCCUUCACCCUCUCUAACUCCACCGUCAGCUUCACCUUCUCCCAGUACGUCGCCGUCCGAAACCCCAACCGGGCCGACUUCUCCCACUACGACAGCACUCUCCAGCUCCUCUACUCCGGCAGCCAGGUCGGGUUUAUGUUCAUCCCAGCCGGAAAGAUCGAGGCCGGAAGGACCGAGUACAUGACCGCCACCUUUGCCGUCCAGUCCUUCCCGUUGACGGCUCCGCAGACGGUUGGCGUCUUGGGGCCCUCGUUCCCCGGCAGCGGCGGUGGGGGAGGGAUCCGGAUCGGGCCCACCAUGGAGAUUGAGUCGCGGAUGGAGAUGGCGGGUCGGGUCCGAGUCCUGCAUUUCUUCACGCACCACGUGGAUACUAAGACUGACUGCAAAGUCGUCAUUGCUGUGAGUGAUGGAUCCGUCUUGGGUUUCCACUGCUAACAGUACCUUCAUCUUCUUCUUCUUCUUCUUUCUGUUGUAAUUGUAGGAUUUUUAUUUUUUUGGUAUUUGGGAAACCGGGUUGGUAGUAUUUACGGGUCAAAUUGUUUAGAAAAAAGUGUAUAAAAAACUCAUUUUCUGAUG